Messenger RNA from Aspergillus ochraceoroseus IBT 24754, 1670 nucleotides. Its product is annotated as putative COP9 signalosome subunit 2 (CsnB). Gene Ontology annotation, biological process: protein deneddylation. Gene Ontology annotation, cellular component: COP9 signalosome. The coding region runs from base 141 to 1655 and encodes 504 amino acids. The record is from RefSeq and is a predicted model, not a curated record. The transcript has 4 exons. NCBI's taxonomy places the organism in Eukaryota, Fungi, Ascomycota, Eurotiomycetes, Eurotiales, Aspergillaceae.
CCGUCUUUCCUUAUCCUACGCUCUAUUAUCCCACUCCAUUUAUAUCGGACAUACGACGCUCUUGAUUCAUUAUCACCCCUUAGAAAAGAGACGGACGUUUAAGACCUGGUUUGCCUGCAGAGUGUCCCACCCUUCUCAAGAUGUCUGACGAUGAUGAUUUCAUGCACGACUCCGCCGAUGAAGAGUAUGACUUUGAAUACGAAGAUGCAGAUGACGAUGAGUCCGGAGAUGUCGGGAUCGAGAACAAAUACUAUAACGCGAAACAGAUGAAGAUGGAUAACCCCGAGGAGGCAAUUGACGAGUUCCUAGGGGUACCUGCCCUGGAGCAGGACAAAGGAGACUGGGGGUUUAAAGGGUUGAAACAAGCGAUCAAGCUCGAGUUUAAACUUGGAAGAUACAGCGAUGCCGUCGAACACUACAGGGAAUUGUUAACGUACGUCAAAUCGGCCGUCACGCGAAAUUACUCCGAAAAGUCGAUCAACAACAUGCUGGAUUACAUCGAGAAGGGAUCGGACGACGAUAAGGCCUACCAGUGCAUGGAAGAAUUCUACUCCCUGACGCUCAACUCUUUCCAAAACACGAAUAACGAACGAUUAUGGCUCAAGACGAACAUCAAACUGUGCCGCCUCUGGUUAGAACGGAAGGAAUAUGGCCAACUGAGCAAGAAAGUACGGGAGUUGCAUCGGGCCUGCCAGAGGGAAGAUGGCUCGGAUGAUCCCAGCAAAGGCACAUAUCUCCUCGAACUAUACGCGCUAGAAAUCCAGAUGUACGCCGAGACCAAGAAUAACAAGCGACUGAAGGCACUUUACCAACGGGCGCUCCGAGUGCGAUCCGCAGUGCCGCAUCCCAAGAUUAUGGGGAUCAUCCGAGAGUGUGGGGGCAAGAUGCAUAUGAGCGAGGAGAACUGGGAAGAGGCGCAAAGCGACUUCUUCGAGUCGUUCCGAAACUACGACGAGGCGGGAUCAAUGCAGCGAAUCCAGGUCCUCAAGUAUCUUGUACUGACGACGAUGCUGAUGAAAUCGGAUAUUAACCCGUUCCACUCACAAGAGACCAAGCCGUACAAGAGCGACCCGCGCAUCUCGGCGAUGACGGAUUUGGUGGAUGCCUUCCAGCGGGACGACAUUCACACAUACGAAGCAAUCCUAAGCAAGAACCCGGAUGUUCUUGCGGAUCCGUUUAUCGCGGAAAACAUCGACGAGGUCAGCCGGAACAUGCGGACCAAGGCGGUUCUCAAACUGAUCGCACCAUACACACGAUUUACGCUUAGUUUCAUCUCGAAACACAUUAAGAUCUCUGUUCCGGAGGUGCAGGACAUUUUGAGCUUCCUGAUUCUCGACAAGAAACUCAAUGCUAAGAUCGACCAGGAGAGCGGGACUGUUGUCGUCGAAAGCGCCAGCGACGUGGAUCGACUCCGGUCCCUGGAAGAGUGGAACGCAUCACUGCGAGCGCUGUGGCAAGCGACACUGAAUGAGGGCGACGGAUUCAAAGGCGACGAUGCUUCGCAGCUCCCCGGAAUGAGAACCGGCUCAGUGUUCCAAUCGGGAUUUGGAGACGAAGCGCCUGCGGGGGGGUUACGUGCUGGCAGCCACCGAUUACGGAGGGGGUGGAAGGGCAAAACAGGCCACGGGAUAAAAUCUGGCGCCGGGGGGUUUUAGCGGGGAGAAAGAAAG